AUGAAGAAGAGUGCUGAUGCUGAGUAUGAUUUCUUGGAUUUCUGGGAAGCAAAUCAAAAGUUCUUUGGUAUGAAGCAAGGAACAACAGAAAACUUGAUGCAUUUCAAGGAACGAUUCUUGAGACAGGCUGAAAUCCUGCAAGAUCUAUAUGGCGUGGCCUGGUUCCAAGAUUUUGCAGUCAAGACAAAGGCCUAUGCUGCUAUUGCUAGCAACGAUACUGCUGCUCAAAACAAGUUCAAGGAUGAUAUCUUUGCAGCCAUUCUUGCAACAGGAUUUCUGUGA
This is a messenger RNA of Cylindrotheca closterium, 282 nucleotides long. Lineage: Eukaryota; Bacillariophyta; Bacillariophyceae; Bacillariales; Bacillariaceae. The record is from the annotation of a GenBank genome assembly.